Messenger RNA from Angiostrongylus costaricensis, 2646 nucleotides. The record is from the annotation of a GenBank genome assembly. NCBI's taxonomy places the organism in Eukaryota, Metazoa, Nematoda, Chromadorea, Rhabditida, Metastrongylidae.
AUGAUUGAUCCACGAUCACUCAAUGAUGCGACUCCAUUGCAUUGUGCGGCUCUUGCUGGACACCAGCUUGUGGUUAAGCACCUUAUUCAGAGGGGCGCUGACGUGAAUGCGAGGAUGAAAGGAGACUUGACACCGCUUCAUCUGGCUGCCUUCUGCUCACAUCGUCCGGUUUCGCAAACUCUAAUAGAAGCGGGUGCUGAUACUGAAGCGAAAGAUGUAGCACUUCUUUUGAAAUCCGGAGCGAAAGUGGAUAAACCAGAUUUGCGCGGCCGAAAUGUGCUUCAUCUUGCUGCUCUUUCUGGUUCUAGCUCUGUUGUUAAGUUAUUUGUACAUAUGGAAGAUCUCGUGGAAAUCCCGACGUCUGGUGUUCACCAAGGCAUAACACCCGUUCAUUUAGCUGCAAUGCGCAAUAUGGUCAAGCCUCUUGUCAGUCUUGCGAAAGAAAUUAAGAAAAGGGUUGAGACGGCGACGAAGAAGAAUGGAGCUCUGGAUAGGCCGUUAUUCACUUGUACGGAUGUGAAAAAUCGCAUACCUCUACACUAUGCUAUGAAAUACGGUUACAUCGAACCGAUGACUGUUCUGUUGAGCCAGUCGAGUGCUGAAGUCUGCCUGAGUUGGCGUGAUAGAGAUGACUUUACGCCACUUCACUUUGCAGCUGCAAAUGGUAGAAACAAUUGUCUUGAAUGGGUCUUAGAGAGAUUUCCUGGAAUCAGUGUGAAUCGGAAAGACUCAAGAGGAAGGACGUGCGGUAUGUUAUCACUGACUGCAAAAUCUGGGCCAUGCUGGCCACUUAUCCUAAGGAGCAACCUAGAACAACGUGACAGUAUGGGUCGCGGUUAUCUACACCGUGCUGCCUACUUGCGUAACCGAAAAGUACUUUUAAAGGUUUUGGAAAAGUGCAAUCCUAAUACACGAGACAUUAAUGGAGUGACACCUCUUCACGUUGCAGCUGCAAUUGGCGAACAGGAUACAGUGGCCACCCUUUUGGAGUUCGGGGCGAAUCCUCUUGUGAAGGACAAUCGAGGUUUUACCCCUGUAGACUGGGCGGCGGCAUACAACCAGGAUUACCGGUUGCGCAAUCUACAUAUUUUUGCAGCAUCGACAGCUCCUGGUAAACGAAUCGACGAUGCUGAACUUUGCGGCUUUGCUGGGUUGCUUUUUGCAGCGUAUUUUGGAAACCUUUCAUGUGUUACAUAUCUUUUAGAGAGAUAUCCACAACUUACCUCGGUCCGUGAUCCUCUCGGAAGAACUGCGCUUCAUUUGGCGGCGUGGCGUGGGGAUUACGACUGUGUUGAAUAUCUAAUAGAAUUUCUACUUGAUUGUGGCGCAGAUGUUUCUAAAAAGGACAAGGAUAACAAUACAGUGCUACAUCAUAGUUGUUUGAGUAAAAACGAGGAAGCAGGCAAGGUGUUAACCCGUCAUCUAGCACAGUUUGAUUCUGAACGAAAGCUUUGCAAUGCUAUCAAUGGGAAUGGCGAAACGGUCCUGCAUAUUGCACUCAGUAAUGGAUUAAUUGAGUUCCUGCUUGGUUUCAUUCCAUUCGGAAGCGAGUCAAUGUGGAUCAAGGAUUCUAGGGGCCGAAUUCCUCUAAUGUGCGGUGUCGAAGAUCAAGACAUCAUUGACUGCAUGCAUUUGGUGCUGGCCUGUAUGGCAGAAUCGCCUACAGAGAUUUCUUCGCUUUUACCCACUGACCAUCGCCAAAGUUUGUUGCAUUUACAGGGUUUUAUGGUAUUUGCUGGGCGGUCUCUUCCCGAUGAGGUGGAGAUGUAUUCUGUCGGUGUACGAGCAGCAUCUACUCUUAAACUAGUUGUAGUUGCCAAAUCGGGUCCGUUAACUGGACGAGAACGAGAUGAGCAGCUAAUGCCUAGUGACGAAGUGAGCGAUCAUGAGUACAGACGACGUAGCCAUAGGGGAUGUAGUGCAGCCGAAGAUACAAGUGCUAAGGAAAGCAGUGCUGGUGAGACCGAAAAGGAACUUGACAUGGAUGACGAGAAGAAAUUAACUCGAGUCGCUGCUGCAUCUGGAACCUGCGGUUUCAGACAUGCACGUCGCAAUCGGACUAACAGUCAAGGGAAUGCUAAAGAUUUUCUUGGAGCGUAUGAAGAAUGUGCACCGUUGCUCAGUGCAGAAGAUUCACAAACAAUCGGUGAAUCUACUUCGUUCGGUACACUUACAAUGACAUUGGAUAAAUUUCGGAAUCUACGAAUUCAGUCCCCAAUCGGUGAAGAGGUGCUCUCUGAAGACCCGUCGGAGCUUUCGUCUGGUAUGAUUGUCUGUGAUCUCACAAACGAAUUUAGGAAACAAAAGGUGCGACGCCACCGACACGCCCCGGCUCCGUCAACCUGUCGCCAGAGGGCGCGAAGCAAGCCCCGUGUCACUCAUCGUGAACGUUCGUCAUCUGAUGACAAUGAGAAUAGCCAAACCGAGCCAGUCUUAUUUGCAUUACCACUUCGUCGUGGUGUAUCGGCGAGAUCAGUACGGACGGUUGCUUUUCGUGGCGGAGCAGCCCGAUGUAGUGUCUGCGCUUUUCGAAUAAAUAGUGCUUUCAAUUGCAGGUGUGGAAAAACAUUGUGCUCCCGGCAUCGGGCCGCUCAGUCUCACACUUGCUCGAAAAUUCGUACAAAAAUGCAACAAGUUAGCGAUUGA